GCAGGGGCCGCAACGGCGGCAGUUUCAUUGUGGAGAGGCGGGGCGGAAGGGAGGGAAGUCUUCACUCCAUUCUUCACAAAAGAUCUGAACUUGAAAUCAGCGAGAGAUCAGAUGUCGUACGACGACGUAGAGAUUGAGGACAUGGAAUGGAACGAGAAGCUCCAGGCCUUCACGUAUCCCUGCCCCUGCGGAGACCUCUUCCAGAUCACCAAGAAAGAACUCCGUUUGGGCGAAGAAAUCGCUCGGUGCCCUAGCUGUUCUCUUUACAUCACUGUCAUCUAUAAUACGGAAGAUUUCGCCGAUUCCAAUCGCAAGAAUAAGAAUAUCGAACCUCCCAAGCGACAGCCGGUUGCCGUCACUUGAAAAUCUCCCGGAGAGCGAAAUUUGAUUCCUUUUCUUUUUUUCCCUAAGAUUUUUGUCAUUUUCCUAUUGGCUCAAUUGUCGUUAAGGUAUAUUUGUUGGGCGGCAAUGAUAAUUUCGUUAGAGUUGUAUUUUUUUUUCCCGUGAAAUGGAGGAAAUAGGGAGGCCAUAUAUGUAGCUUGAUGGUGAGAAUUGGUUUUAUUGUUUGUUGAGUGUAUUUAUACGGAUAUCAGUUGAAAUAGAAUUAUUUUCGAGUUUGUGAUUUUG
Molecule: messenger RNA, 627 nt
Organism: Coffea arabica (coffee)
Lineage: Eukaryota; Viridiplantae; Streptophyta; Magnoliopsida; Gentianales; Rubiaceae
Source: RefSeq, a predicted model, not a curated record